GUCGCUGCAUGUUGACGAUAUGCGAAUGUUUCAAAGACAUGAGACUAAUCUCACUCUGAAACCAUCUCUCCUCAGAUUGGUAAUAUAGGAAAUUCCUCCCUGCCGUCUUGUGUGUGGAACCCAAUCUCCAUAGCCCGGGCCAGAGUAGCUUUAAUGAUCCUACCUCAGAUAAAAUAGAGGCAUUAUAGUCCUAAAGGCAUUUUGGCCCUUAAACACUGCCUCCAUUCAUUUCUGAAACAAUCUGAUUCUCUCUCUCUCUCUCUCUCUCUCUCUACCUCUCUUUGUACCUCUCAACGUUACCGCUUUUUCCAACAGUGUGUGAGCAGGAACCAUUUGGCGUUGGCUCUGCCAUUUCCCCCGAACAUCUCCCUCCUGAUAUCCUCUCCCUGCUGUGACGAGCUGUCGAUAAAUCGAGUGGGACACCGGCCCCGCGGAGAAGGCUGUCAACCCUUGAGGACCGACUUCACUGCAAGGGUGUGAGAGGCUCGUGUCCCAUGGCUGUGCAGGAGCUGGGCAUCAGCCUGUCCAUGAUCGGCGUUGCCGGUACCAUCCUCAUCUGCGCCCUGCCCAUGUGGAAGGUGACGGCGUUCAUCGGCACCCACCUGGUGGUCAUGCAGGUGUUCUGGGAGGGUCUGUGGAUGACGUGUGUCAGCGAGUACACCGGUCAGAUGCAGUGCAAGCUCUACGACGCGCUGCUGGACCUGUCGCCCGACCUGCAGGCCGCCCGCGGCCUCAUCUGCAUCGGCCUGGUGCUGGGCUGCUUGGGCUUCCUGGUCUUCAUCCUGGGGGCACGCUGCACCAACUGCCUGGACCACCCGGGGCUCAAGGCGCGGCUGGUUGUGGGCUCUGGGGCCACCUUCUGCCUGGCGGCCCUCGUCACCGUGGUCCCCGUCUCCUGGACGGCCAACUCCGUCAUCAGGGACUUCUACAACCCGCGUGUCCCCGAGGUGCUGAAGAGGGAGCUCGGGGCUGCCGUAUACGUCGGCUUCGUGGCCUGCGGCCUGCUCUUCUGCGGGGGGGUCAUCCUGUGCACGAGCUGCCCGCCGCAGGGGGCCGGGUUCCCCGCCGGCGGAUACACGGCGGCCAGGACACCCACGCGCAGCAGCUACGCCAUCAGGAACUACGUGUGAGGGCUGAGACCAACCAGUCGCCGCUGAUGGAGAAAUGGCGAGACACGUGGACCCAGGUCCUGACCUUCCUAAAAGGCCAAUGGUGUAGAAACUGUUGGUAUCUCCGCUGUCUCUCUUCAUGGCGGCAUCAUCGAGGGACGUGAGGGGAGACGGAGUCCAAUGUCUAUAGGAUAACAAAAACACACACACACACACACCCAGAGGACCUUGUGACCUGCAUCUGCACAUGUGUAUAAGUUGGAGGGAAACAAUCAUAUUUGGUACUUCCUCUUUCUGUAGUUCCAGCACACGUUGAAACACCCUUGAAGAGAAAAAAAAAACUUGCAUGGAGGGAUUCUUGUAUUUCUUUUUUUUACUCUUUGUGUCUCGCUUCUCCGUGAAUUCAAUCUUCAAUAAACCUUCAGCUUAA
Molecule: messenger RNA, 1539 nt
Organism: Gasterosteus aculeatus aculeatus (three-spined stickleback)
Lineage: Eukaryota; Metazoa; Chordata; Actinopteri; Perciformes; Gasterosteidae
Gene: cldnj
Product: claudin j
Cellular component (GO): bicellular tight junction; membrane
Molecular function (GO): structural molecule activity
Source: RefSeq, a predicted model, not a curated record